Messenger RNA from Ectocarpus siliculosus, 3465 nucleotides. Lineage: Eukaryota; Phaeophyceae; Ectocarpales; Ectocarpaceae. The record is from the annotation of a GenBank genome assembly.
AUGGCUGCGACGGAUUAUGACGCAUUGGUUGCCCUAUAUCAUGCGACCGAUGGGGCAAACUGGAAGCAAAACAGAAACUGGAUCACGGAUACAGACCUCUCGCAAUGGUACGGCGUGGAACUCAACGACCAGGGCCGUGUGGCGUGUCUCAAUCUGUACUCCAACAACCUCCGAGGUUUAAUCCCCAAGGAGCUGGAAGCCCUCACUAUGCUCGAGCAGCUUCUUCUCGCCUACAACCAGCUUCAAGGACCCAUCCCUGAGGUGCUGGGAAAUCUAAGCAAGCUGAGGGAAUUGUGGCUCAGUAACAACCAGCUUUCAGGAUCCGUCCCGGAGGCGCUGGGAACUCUCAAGGAGCUGAGGGGGCUGUGGGCCAGCAACAACCGGCUUUCAGAUAUUCCUGGAGCUACGGCGGAAAGAUUGAAAGCAAUGCCCGAGCUCAGCGUCGACCUUAAAGGUAACCCGUGGGAGACACCUCCGUGGAACGUCAUCCAAGGUGGCUGGGAUCAGGUCGUCAGCUUCCACGAAGGAUUAUCUCAGUCCGGAGGCCAAGUCGUGCCGAGUCUGAAGGUUGUGCUUGUGGGCGCGGUGGGUGCCGGCAAGACCACGCUGGCGCGGGGUUUGCUGGACGGAAAAAUCGCACAAACGCUUCCUCCCAGAACUCGCGGCAUUGACGUGCAUAUCCAACCGUGGGUACCAGACUUCGACCCGCCGCUUGAGGUUUUGAUCUGGGAUUUCGCCGGGCAUGAUGACUACCAUUCUACCCACCAGAUGUUUCUAACCGACGGAGCGCUGCACCUUCUCGUAGUAGACCUCCACAAGUUCGACCGAGACGUCCUCUCGCGGGGGGGGGGGGUCUACAUUUGGCUGGACUCACUACUCUGCCGGGUCCCCGGGAGUGCCGUUCUCGUCGUAGCAACACAUGCGGACGCCUUUGGUGAUGAUCACGAGCGGUCAGCCGGAGCUCUCGAAGCCCUUAAGGCAGCGGUCACGGAGCACCUGGAAACGAAACGGCAGGAUUGGCUGGCCGCCAAGCGACUAGAAGAGCGCGAACUUAUGUCACAAGCCCGGCCCGCCUCCACGGGACGCGAUUUUAUGUCCGAGUCUCCGGCAGAUCGCUCAAAACCGGCACCGCCCUCACUCCACCUAUGCGGUUUCAUUUCGGUGUCCGGCCGCAGCUUGGACGGCUUAUCGACUGUCGGGGAAAAGAUCUGGGAGGUAGCCAACGAGCCCGCCGUGUUUCCUAGCGUCCGCAAGAUUGUUCCGGGAAUAUGGAGGAGGGUAUGGGCCGUCAUGGACGCCCUUCAUGUUGGGGCAGAUCCAGAUUCGGCGGUGCGGCUGGAGGGCCCUGUCGUUACGAUCGAAGGGCGCGACAAGCACGAAUUUGUGACCGAGGAACAAGCCUUUGAGGUGUGGUCGCACGCGGAUCGUGAGUCGGCGACACAGUUGGAGGCCGCUGGGCACUUCGGCGAGCAGCUUCGUCUGGUCUCCUCCCGGCACUUCAAGGCGGCGCUCAACCUCCGUCAUAUGGGCGGAUCUGUACUGGCGGUGUGCGGCCUAAUUCACCUGAACCCGUCGUGGAUCAACGUUCUGCUGCGAGAGGUGUUGGACCACCGCUUGACAGAUCCGAACGAGGACGAGUGGUGGUGGAAGCAGCUGAAGGCAUACGAGCGAAACCGCGGCAUUCCAAUCAACGAACUUUUGGAGACCCACAGACACUUUACCACCACGGGUAUUCUGACGGAGGAGUUCCUUCGUUUCCUGUGGCGGGACGUCCUGAAGGGCGUCGACGAGAAGGUCUUUGCCCGUCUGGUCGAGACGAUGACUGCGCACGACGCCAUGUUCCCGUGCAAUGACGGCGUCACCGAAGGUAACGUCAGAGAGUUCAUGGUUCCCGCUCGGCUUCCGGACGGCGUCACUGGUGACUCCUUCGCUAAACUAGAGGACGCGAUGUCCCGGGGCACGCGCAUGCAGUUCGUGAUCGAAAUCUACGCCAAGUACGUUCCGCCGGCGAUCAUCGCGAAGUUCCUGGGCGGAUUCGGCCGGGAUGAGAGUGGAGUCUUCCGAAACUUGAUGUUCCGCACCUGCUGGGCUCGAGGGGUGGCCUUUGUGGCGGACGGACGGGAGUGCCUCGUACGAGUGGGUGAGGUUUCUGCCAGGCCUCUGCCCAUGAUCGAGAUAAACAUCGCUGGCCCUGACGUAAACGACGUGUUCAAGGUCGGGUUCGAAAUAAAAAAAAAUGUGAAGGAUCUUUUACGAGAGGCGUACCCGGGACUGGCGUUCGACUCGUCGGCUCACCCCAGGUUCGAGAACGGGACGGAAGCUUGGCAAGAUAGCUUGGAAGCACUUCAAAAGGACUUGUUCGACAAGCUCGACCAACGCCUGGAGAGUGUGCUCAGCGAAUUCCUGGAGGCUUUCAAAGGACAAAGCUUAAGCGUUAACGAGGCUGUUGCCAGGCGGCUUAACAGCCUAUGCCUAGACUGUCAGCGCGACGCCAACUUUCAGCUAGACGCGAAGGUGCAUGAGGUUGUGGCCCGCGUGGAACAGGUGGUCCGGGCGAGCCUUUCGACUACAGCUGUUCCGAAAGGUGGUCUGAACGAGACGGAGAGGGGGAUCCUGAACAGCUUGGCGCGGAACGUGGCAUUCCUACUGUGGCCGAUCCCCAGCUUGAUGUGCGUGCUCCCAGCUCGCGAAAGCGGGGCGAAACCUCUCGAUGAGAGAGACAGAUCUUUUGAGGAGUGGUCGACUGUCCUGCAGAAGAGGUGCUCCGAAGGAAAUAAAAUGGGUAGGGGGGUUGCGACGCAAAAGCUGCGCUUGUUCUUCCUCUGCCCGUUGGAUAUGAGCCUUGCCGAGUGCGGCCCUGACGGGCAAGGAUACCAGGUGACGGAGUUGUUGAGCUGGGCGAAGAAAGCAAAACCGUUGGCGGAAUUGGGGUUGGCCCUGGCUUCAAUCGCGGUCAAGGUUUGCACCGGCUUGGCGAUGCCUGCUGCCGACAUCGAGGCCGUGCUUGGGACAAACGCCGGCGGCGUCUUGUCUGAGUUCGUCGAAGAAGCGCUAACGUCGAGCGUCGAGGCGAUGGCGACGGUCGCCGGAGAGAGACUAGAAGACGGUAGCCCGGCGGAAAGGGUCCACCAUGCUGGCGCGUGCAGGCUUGAAAGAGAAAAGAUGAGGAGGCCUACCCCUGUGCAAGGGUUUGCCUACGACCAGCUGAAGGAGGUAAUCCGGAGUUUUGAUGUUGAUGAAACGCAAAAGGGCAAAUCUCCUGUCCCUAGCUUCGACAAGACCAUGCAGCUCGUGGACAGGGGCGGGCGAGGGGUAGAGUGGGCUUGGGUCAGGAGACGGAACGUUGACCAGUACGUGAGUUUGUGAGUCAAGCGUAUGGUCGGGGUGGCGACGUGUCCCUCACAUUUCUGUGACGAGGAUACGAAAAUUGACGCCGAUGAUGAUGAUGGGGUUCUUUCGUUCCUG